Sipha flava (yellow sugarcane aphid) is the source of this 4923-nucleotide messenger RNA. It is a transcript of the gene ATP8A, whose product is annotated as probable phospholipid-transporting ATPase IA. Gene Ontology annotation, molecular function: magnesium ion binding; ATP hydrolysis activity; ATP binding. The transcript is spliced from 23 exons. NCBI's taxonomy places the organism in Eukaryota, Metazoa, Arthropoda, Insecta, Hemiptera, Aphididae. Bases 477 to 3914 code for a protein of 1145 amino acids. The record is from RefSeq and is a predicted model, not a curated record. Gene Ontology annotation, cellular component: plasma membrane. Gene Ontology annotation, biological process: phospholipid translocation.
GCGGUUGUUUUGUUUGGGAGUUCUCGCUACCCGAAUGGCAAAUGAAUAGAAUAUAUUAAUGCAAAAUAACAAAGAAAAUGUUAACAAUCGAUUCGUAAACGCGUCGAUCCUCGCGUCCGUAUCUGCACUUUGUUUGUUUGAUUUUGAUUGUUUUUACUUCUUUCCGUAAACGCGUCUUACUCGUAUCCGUGCAGCUCGUCUCGGUCAUGUUCCUGCGUUCGUGCGCUUUCGUCGAUCAUUAAUAAAUUAAUGAUGCGCCGAUACUCCAUCGACGUCUCGCACUUGGGCUGUGGUUAACGUGAUACUCCUCCCUCGUCGUGGCACUGUAAAUACGCAAUCAUGUUCUCUUGGGUGCGCAACCGGAGACAAUUGACCAGACUCGGUAAAGGUGCGUAUACACAUAAGAUGUUGAUCGCUUCGUCUUCCUAGCUUGUCUUCCUAUUGUUCUUACCUCAGUGUGCAAAAUAUUAUAAUCCAUGUCAAAAAAAAGGAACUCGCAGGCUCCACAAUCCAAUAGCCAAGGCAUAGAUCAGUACGGAUUCGAAGAUGAUGGAAAUCCUGAUGCUGUUGAUUGCCUGGGCGUUAGGGAUAACAGAUCGAUACACAUCAAUUCUGAUCAGCUGUAUAAGAGCUGCUCGAACUGUAUAUCUACCGCCAAGUACAGUUUACUGUCGUUCUUGCCCAUUUUCCUGUUUGAACAGUUCCGGCGGUACUCGAACUGUUUUUUCUUGCUCAUAGCACUCUUACAGCAAAUACCAGAAGUGUCUCCAACAGGUCGAUUCACAACGUUAGUUCCAUUAUGUUUUAUACUUCUAGUAUCUGCAGUCAAAGAAAUUAUUGAAGAUUUUAAAAGACAUAGAGCGGAUCGUGAGGUUAAUCACCGAAAAGUGGAAGUCCUAAGUGACGGAAUUUGGACCCCUCAAAGAUGGGAUCUUAUUAAUGUAGGUGACAUUGUUAGAGUAAAAAAUAAUACGUUCUUCCCCGCCGAUCUUUUAAUACUUUCUUCCAGUGAGCCGCAGAGUAUGUGUUACAUCGAAACAAUGAACCUAGAUGGCGAAACAAAUCUUAAAAUACGACAAGGUCUUCCAGAAACAUCACAUUUUGUCGAGGCAAAUGAUCUCAUGCGUUUAAAAGGAACAAUCGAAUGCGAGCUUCCUAAUCGGUUAAUCUACGAUUUCGUAGGCAGUUUGAAAUUGGUCGACAGAGUUCCGUUAUCUCUGGGUCCUAAUCAUCUGUUAUUACGGGGUGCGAUGUUACGAAAUACAUCAUGGGUGUGCAGUUUAGUGAUUUAUACUGGUCAUGAAACCAAACUUAUGAUGAACCAAACUUCAGCUCCUCUCAAAAGAUCAACAGUGGAUAAAAUUGUUAAUACGCAGAUUAUAAUGCUCUUCUUGUUGCUGUGUUCAUUGUGUUUGAUAAGCUCGUUUUGCAAUAUUGUCUGGACUAAACAAAAAGGACAAAAAGACUGGUAUUUACAAAUAGAUGAUAUUGCUACUUAUAAAUUUGCAUUUAAUUUGCUCACUUUCUUCAUAUUAUUUAACAAUUUGAUUCCUAUUUCGUUGCAAGUAACAGUAGAAGUUGUACGUUUUAUGCAAGCAAUGUUUAUUAAUAAUGAUAUUGAAAUGUAUCACGAAGAAAGUAAUACACCAGCAAUGGCAAGAACUUCCAAUUUAAAUGAAGAAUUAGGCAUGGUUAAAUAUAUUUUUUCUGAUAAAACUGGUACGUUAACAAGAAACGUCAUGGAAUUUAAACAUUGUUCAAUCGCUGGAAUACUUUACCUUGAAGGUUCAAAAGAAACAUUAAUAAAAAAUUUAGAAAAUCAUCCUACCAAAAUUUAUAUUUUAGAAUUUUUAAGAAUGAUGUCAGUUUGUCAUACAGUUAUCCCAGAAAAUAUUAACAACUCUAAUGAAAUUGUAUAUCAUGCAUCAUCUCCAGAUGAGCAAGCACUGUUGAAAGGAUCUCAACAAUUUGGUUAUGUGUUCCAUGCUCGUACUCCAAAAUCAGUCCUUAUUUCAGCUUUGGGCAAAAACGAAGAGUACCAAGUUUUAACUGUCAUAGAAUUUACUAGUGCUAGGAAGAGAAUGUCAGUUAUUGUACGUACACCAGAUAAAAAAAUCCAUCUUUAUUGUAAAGGUGCUGACACCGUUAUUUUUGAACGACUGUCUAGAAAAGGAGAACAGUAUAAAGACAUAACACUAAAGCAUCUUGAAGAGUUUGCAAAUACUGGCUACAGAACUUUGUGUUUUGCAUAUUCUGAAAUUUCUGAAAAUUUUUACUCCAGUUGGAAUGAAAAAUUCGUCAAAGCAUCUAAUGUGUUAACUAAUCGUGAGGUCGCUAUUGAUGAGGUGGCCAAACUAAUUGAAGUAAAUCUCAUACUCCUUGGAGCGACUGCUGUCGAAGACAAACUACAAGACCAAGUACCAGAAACUAUUGCAGCUUUGAUAAAAGCCGAUAUCAGUGUUUGGGUGUUAACUGGAGAUAAACAAGAAACAGCAAUUAACAUUGGGUUCUCGACAAAUCUGAUUUCGCAAGGAACACCUUUAAUUAUUCUCAAUGAACCCACAUUGGAUGAACUCAGAGAAUCUUUACGACAUCACAUAAACGAGUUAGGACCGUCUGUGGGAAAAUCUGCCAAUCCUUGUACAUUGAUAAUUGAUGGUCAAUCAUUAAAGCACGCUCUAUCUCAUGAUUUAAAAAUGGACUUCUUAGAACUCUGUAUGAGUUGCAAAUCUGUUAUAUGCUGUCGUGUGUCUCCUAUGCAAAAAGCUGAAGUUGUAGAAUUGGUAACGUCUAAUACACAUGAAGUGACAUUAGCAAUUGGUGAUGGUGCUAAUGAUGUGGCCAUGAUACAAAAAGCCCAUGUUGGAGUUGGUAUAUCGGGUGUUGAGGGAUUACAGGCUGCUUGUGCAUCUGAUUAUUCUAUAGCUCAAUUUAAAUUUUUAUUGAAAUUGCUGUUUGUCCAUGGUGCUUGGAAUUACAAUAGAAUGUCAAAGUUGAUUUUGUACAGUUUCUAUAAAAAUAUUUGCUUAUACAUCAUUGAAUUAUGGUUUGCAAUUUAUUCCGGAUGGUCAGGUCAAAUUAUAUUUGAAAGAUGGACCAUUGGAUUGUAUAAUGUUUUGUUUACUGCUGCUCCACCCUUGGUUAUGGGUAUAUUUGAUAUUGUAUGUACAGCCAACACAAGAUUAAAGUUUCCUCAGCUUUAUUCACAGACUUUGGAUACCUUCAAUGUACGAAUAUUUUGGAUAUGGGUGGUUAACGCUCUUUUGCACUCAUUUUUAUUGUUCUGGAUUGGUUUGUUUGCUAUGAAACAUGAAGUUUUGUGGUCUAAUGGAAAAGAGGGUGGUUAUUUACUUAUGGGCAAUUGUAUAUAUACGUAUGUUGUCAUUGUUGUGUGUCUCAAAGCUGGCCUACAUAUACAGUCCUGGUCAUAUAUUGUGCACAUAGCCAUAUGGGGUUCAAUAGUUACGUGGUUUGCGUUUUUAGUUUUAUACAGUCAUAUAUGGCAAAUAUUACCAGUUGGUGCUGUGUUCACUGGCAUGGAUAUCAUGGUGUUUACAUCACCAAUAUUCUGGGUUCUAUUGGUAUUCUCAGUAUUUGUUGUUAUGGGAUUGGAUUUAACAAUUUUAUCAUUAAAAACAACUACUCGUAAAAGCUUGGUCCAAACAUUGAGAGAAAACGAAAUAAGAAAAAUCGACUCUAACAAUGUUGUUCGUCCAAGACAUAGAACUAACGAAAAGGCACGUCUCCUUGAGAACGUAAAAAACGUUUUCAGUUUCAAAUCCCGAUUACCAUCGACCUUGGAAGUUGAAAUGAACCAUGGUUUCGCUUUUUCACAAGAAGAAGGAGGCGCUGUCAGUCAGUCGGACAUGAUUCGCGUGUACAAUACGUAUUCGACUACUCCAGAAGGCGUAUAACGCGUGCAAAUAAUCAAUAACACUGAUAGUAAUAACAAUGAAUAUGAGAAAUCAGAAUUGUCAUUUGUAGAUGUAAACAAGAUUCAGCCGUUAUGUUUAUGGAGUCUUAGUUUCUUAUCAUUUUAAAACUGAUAAGAUUUAUUCUGUGGUAAUGGUAUUGAAAACAUUGAUUGCACUUAAUUGUUUUGAUGUAUAUUGUUUAUUAAAUCACAUAAUAUAUGAAAUAUAUAUACUGUUGGGACUCCAUAAAAAUGUCCGAAUGAUUUUUGAACAUCCCAAUGUUACCUAUAUUAAAUCUUAUUAGUGACCAUUCUGAUUUCAUAUAUUCUGUGGUAAUAAUGACCAUAUAAUAUCGCGUGUUUCGAGCACUUUUAGUUUUAUUAUCUGUUAGAUCAUCACUCAAAUUAUUACUUCUAUUGUUGUUAAUUUAUUAUCAUUACCAUACUUUUUUUGUUAUCAUUACUAUUACUAUUAUUAUUAUUAUUAUUUAUUUUAUAAUUAUCGUUUUGCAUUGUGCGUACUAUACUCAUAAUGUAAUAUCCUAUAAUUAGAUAUUUGCUGAACAUGGUAUGCGCAAAUCCAUUCAUUCAUUGUCCCAUUAUUUUUAUAAUUAUCUAUUCAGUGUGCUCAUUUCCUCAAAUUUAAAGAAAUAUAAUAUUGAAUUCUUGUGGUAGACGUUGCUAAAUAUUUUUUCCGUGCAUUGUGCGAUUAUAUAUGUAUAUUAUUACUUAUCCAUUAGUCGUAUGUUUUCUUAUAAUCCUCAGUCGUCCAUAAAGAGAUGAUUUCUACGUGUUAAUUCCUCAUUGUCUUUCAUCGUGAGUUCUUGCACUGUUUGAUUUUUAAUGUCGUUGGUCCGGUGUCACACAUUAUACACUUUAUAAUCUUCUAUGUUUUUAUAUUCAUAUAUGUAUAAUUUUAGAAUUAAUUGUCUAUCAUCUAGCAUUCAAUAUAUUGCAUAAUCAGGUCCUUCAUAUUUAUAAGUGUUCGAACAAUUGCAUAUUAGAUGGAU